Entamoeba nuttalli P19 is the source of this 1329-nucleotide messenger RNA. RefSeq names its product phosphatidylserine synthase, putative. The record is from RefSeq and is a predicted model, not a curated record. The transcript has a single exon. Lineage: Eukaryota; Evosea; Mastigamoebida; Endamoebidae. Gene Ontology annotation, biological process: phosphatidylserine biosynthetic process. Gene Ontology annotation, molecular function: L-serine-phosphatidylethanolamine phosphatidyltransferase activity. The coding region runs from base 1 to 1329 and encodes 442 amino acids.
AUGACAGAACAACAAACCACAAAACAAGAAGUAGUUUAUGUCACUCCUGACCAAGAAGAAGAAAUUGGAAUGAAAGAGGAAUUAAAACAAAUUACAGAACAAUAUGAUACAACCUCAUAUUAUGAAUGGGUAAAAGGACCACAUUCUGUAUUAUGUAUGGUUGCAUUAUUAGGAGUAUUAAUUUAUUUAUACUAUAAAGGGUAUAUCACUUCACCACCAUCAAAUUUAGUUCCAUGGUUAUUUGUGUCACUCGUUGUUGUUUGUUGGUGUACUUUCUUCUUACCAGAUAGUUAUUUUGUACAUCCUCAUCCAAUGUUCUGGAAAUGCAUUCAAGGCGUUGGACUAUGUUAUUUGAUGUUAAUUUGUUUCUUAUUAUUCCAAGAUGUAAAUGAUGUUAGACAAUGGUUAAAAAAUAUUGAUCCAAAACUUGGUAUACCAUUACCAGAAAGAGAAUAUGCAAUUGAUUGUAGAUUAUAUACACCAGAAUUACCAUGUAAAUGGAAUAAUUUUAAAAAUGUACUUUUUGAUGAAUUUGUAAUAUAUCAUUUUGUUGGAUGGUGGGCACGAUGUGUUAUUUGUCGUGAUUGGAAAUUAACAUGGUUUAACAGUAUUUUAUUUGAAUUUAUGGAAUUAUCUUUCCAACACAUUCUUCCAAAUUUCCAUGAAUGUUGGUGGGAUCAUAUUAUUUUAGAUGUUUUUGGAUGUAAUGCUCUUGGAAUUUGGCUUGGAUCAAAAACGCUUCAAUAUUUUGAAUUAAGAGAAUAUAAUUUCAGUGGUGUUUCCCCUAUGCAAAAGAAAGGAAAAAUAUUUAGAGUUAUUGGACAAUUUACACCUACAUCAUGGACACGUUAUCAUUGGGGAAUGUUCACUCAUUGGAAGAGAUUUAUUUAUGUUAUUAUUCUUAUUAUCUAUUUCCAACUAUUUGAUUUAAAUUCAUUCUUCUUAAAAGCAGAAUUAUGGUUGAAACCAUCUCAUUAUUUAAACCUUAUCCGUUUAAUUGUUUUAGCAUUACAAGCACCUUUAGUAUUUAGACAAUGUUAUCAAUAUGUUAUUGAUAAAAAUACUAAAGACAUUGGAUCUGCUUCUUGGAUUCUUGGUUUUACUUUACUUCUUGAAGGUAUAUUAUGUUUCAAGUGGGGUUAUCCUGAAUAUAAAUCAAUUCCAACUCCUUUCUUAGUAAAAUGGGGAUGGAUUAUUACCAUUUCUUUUGUAGUAAUUUUUGGUAUCAUUUUCUUUACUUAUAAAGAGAUUCAUUAUUCAGUUGUACGUUCUAAAACACCUUCAGUUCCUUUAGAAGAAGAUAAAGAAGAAAAAACAAAAAAUGAUUAA